UAUAAUUAUAAAGUAACAAUCAAGUAAAAUAUUCAUUCAUUUCUUAUUAUGCAGAAAACAUAACACAUAUUCGAGAGAAUUGGAAGUAGAUUUUAGUACAUAUGGGUCUUAUAAAUUCGAAGAAACAUCAAACCUCUAUAGGGAACUCUCUGAUCUGGCGUAAUUACGUAAGCACCGAAAAAUCUAUUGUCCACUCUACGUGUAGCUUCGAUGAUGUUCGUGAAGAUAAAUUUAAGAAAAAUUGGAAAUUAAUAAAAAUGAUCGAGACAAAAAUCUUUACUUUGCAACACCCGAAAGACGAUUCUUUCGAAUGUUUGGACAGUGAAAGUGAAAAAUCGUAUCCUAAAUGGAAAAACACCAAGUAUUGUCAUUGGAAAGAAAUCGGCUCGGCAGAUAUACGGGAUAGCGCUUACUAUCCUGAAAAGGAUAUAAGAAAACAGGAAUAUAUCCGGUGCGAGGUGAAGAGGAAGAACAAAAAACAUUCGAAAACGAAUGUUAGAUACGAACCUACAGACAAAGGUAGACAAUGCGAUAGAUAUUCGGCAUUCUUGUACAAAAAGCCUCGCAGAUCAAAAUCAAAAAAUAUGAAUCGAACAGAUUAUGUUGAAAAAUAUAUUGCAAGAACAAAGAAACCAUUUAAGAAUGAAGAUGAGGAUUGUUCAACCGCUAGAUUGUCACCCGACUCUCUUGUCAUUCCCAAAUUUCACGACAGUCCAUCAUCCAAACCAGGAGCGAAUCCCAUACUACGAAAGAAUCGUGAAUCUAGAAUCGAAGUAACUCCGAGUUUGAUUCAAAAUGGUAAUUCUUUAUUCUUUGAUGGGAAAUUUGUUAAAAAACCAGGAAGAAAAUCGAAAUUGAGUAAAUCGUUGGAACAAUUAUCUCGAAAGGACGAUAUUGUUACAUCUGUGGAUUCUGUAGAGCAAACACUUCCGAAAACAACUAAUGUAAAGAAAUUACCAUCGGAAGACGAUGAUAGAGAAGUACUCGAUGCAUCAGCGACAAAAGUAAAAUUUCCUGCUGGCGUAAGUGUUAAAUAUUGUUUAAGAUAUAGAGAGAUUUCAAGGUCGUAUAUCACGUGAUAAAACGCACGUUUGCUCCGCUCCUUCGCCAUGUUUGUGGUCUAGCUUCCGCUUGCUUAUCCUGUACGUGGUUUGUUAUUUGACAGGUUGGCAGUGCUAUUUUUUACUUUACUAUUUUAAUAGAACUAAACUAUUUUAACAUCAUUGACAAAGUUAAAAAAAAUGCUUUUCUGGCGGGCUAUUCUCCCAAUCUGACAGGACCAGAUGCUGCUUUAUAUGAAAAUAAACUUUAAUUAUGUUAAGGUGUCGAUCCAUACGAAGCCAGCAUCUUCGUUGUAAGUCAAGAGUUGUGGUGUAAAGUAGAUUUUGGUGACAUAAACUAUCUGGUUUUGGCGACAAAUUACUGUACUCGUUCAUAAAUGAAAAGCUUAAGUACUCUUUCAUAACGCUCCUGAAAUGCAGUUGGGUUGUGGCAUUCUCGUACACCAUGUUUAAUGUUGGCACCCAGUCUGAUGAUGAUGAUGAAUCUGCUAAGCGAUUAUCUUUGCUUAACACUUUAAUAUUAACUCUACCGUAUAUUUAUUACAAGAAGACACCAAGAAAGCAAAUCGAAAGGUGAAAAAUAAAGUUAGAACACAAUUAUUAUCUAUUUAAACUAAAAUUUAUUUUGUGGGUAUUAACAAAAGGAUUUGUGCAAUCGACUUGUACACGCUUUAUGAUACUCGUGCAAAAGUUUAUCUAAUUAUUUACUGAUAACUAGCAAUCUGAUUCUUCUUACCUGAAACUCUUCUAUUGAUAUUUACUUUAUCCGUAUUGAAAUUUUACCGGUUAAUUCUCGAGAGCCACGCAGAUUGCCUUCGUGGUGAAAGCUCCUCAGUUUGAGGUCCUUGAUAAUAAAUAAUGCCGAGAAUUUAAAAAAAAAAAAAUGAUAUUCUUUGUUCUUGAGUGAAAUAGCAUUACACCCAAUUAAAUACCAAUUCACCAAUUCGCGACGAAUAAGCAACACGAGAACUUCAGCUAAAGUGCUCGUAAACACAAAUAAAACGUUAACAAACCACAAAGAUGGCGCCGGAUUUUGUGAUGUCGACUUGAAACCUUUCCAUAGUUUUGUUUUUACU
Centruroides sculpturatus (bark scorpion) is the source of this 2137-nucleotide messenger RNA. RefSeq lists its product as uncharacterized. Bases 102 to 1079 code for a protein of 325 amino acids. The transcript is spliced from 2 exons. The record is from RefSeq and is a predicted model, not a curated record. NCBI's taxonomy places the organism in Eukaryota, Metazoa, Arthropoda, Arachnida, Scorpiones, Buthidae.